CCGCUCAGAACGGUUCUAUAUUGUAUCUUCAAUCCCUACAUAAAGCCACCAGUUGACGUCGAUUCGGCCGCGAAGACACAGCAACUCAAUUGCCAUCAGGAAUUCUCCUCCAGACCUACACAUCCGGAUUAACGUUUUUAUUUAGAUUUUAAAAACUCCAUAUCAAAACCAAAACGAUGGAAUACCUGACACAGAAAUGGAAGAUGUGGUACAAGUCUCUGGACGUUAACCAUGACGGGAAGAUCUCCAUGGAAGACGUGGAAGAAUCCAGGAACAAAUUCACCGACCUCCACCAUCUCCUUGGAGACAAGGCCGAGUCGGUCAAAAACGACAUGAAGAAGUGGUGGACCACCUACAUCCUGACCACAGAGAACCAAGAGAUCUCCGAGGAACAGUUCCUGGCCUACCUUGGCGGACUUUACAACGCGGACAAAGCCGCCUUCCGGGACCGCAUGCAGCAAUGUUUCGAUAUGAUGUUUGACGUCAUUGAUACGAAUAAGGACAGAUCCAUCGAGCUGGACGAGUUUAUCUUUGCGUGGAAGGCAUUCGGACAUGAAAAUAAAGACCUUGUGACAAAGGCCUUCUCCUUGUUUGACGCCAAGGAUGGACUCGUACCACUUCGUGACAUCGUGUCCGCCUGGGUGCAAUUCGUCACCAGUGACGACAGCUCAAAACGUGACAUCGUUCUCGAAGCUUUUAAAACCGGAGUCUAAAUUCUCAAUGGAAGAAAAAAAAAACUUUUUAAAAAAAAAUUCUUAUAAAUAUAAAUUUUAAUUUAGAGAGAAAAAAUAUGUUUAUUUCCUAUUAUUCCCUGUUGAAAGGAAACUGUCGGACCAUGAUGUAGAAUAACGCAUGAGUUUAUGUUACUCUGAUGGAAACUAAUUUUAUUUCGUAAAUUUCUACUUUUAUUUUUUUUUGCCAAUCAACUCGCAGAGUACGUAAUUAUGACGUCAUGACACACGAUAGAGAGCGGUCGGCCGAUCUCCCGAGUCUUUGUUCUCCACUUUACCCUCACAUCUUAUUGGUUUUUCACCAGACUCUUUUAUUAUUAUUUAUAAAUAAAAUAUUUAUGUGUUUUCCUA
Messenger RNA from Magallana angulata, 1082 nucleotides. Its product is annotated as sarcoplasmic calcium-binding protein-like. Bases 177 to 713 code for a protein of 178 amino acids. The transcript has 2 exons. Lineage: Eukaryota; Metazoa; Mollusca; Bivalvia; Ostreida; Ostreidae. The record is from RefSeq and is a predicted model, not a curated record. Gene Ontology annotation, molecular function: calcium ion binding.